CUGAUCAACAGUUGUCUGGAAAACUUUCCAUUAAGCAUACGCGCGCAGCCCUAAGCAAGAACAACAACAACUGGAAUAGUGACAGUAAAUAGACAAGCAAACAGCAAUUGAUUGGAAAAUAAACAGAUACACUACGCCGUUAUCUAUGUGGUUACAACGUUUGAUUCUCUCACGCGCAGCCGCUGCUGCGCGUCAAAGCUUGCGAAGCUUUGCGGCUGCCAGCGAGAACAACAACAACAACAACAACAACAAUGUUAACCUUGACGCGUCUGCCGUGGAUGAGCGUCAUCCGCUGCGUGGCGUGCGCAUUCUGGAUCUCACGCGCAUUGUGGCCGGCCCGUAUUGCACCAUGGUGCUGGCCGACCUGGGCGCCGAGGUCAUCAAGGUGGAGCGUCCGCAUUUCGGGGAUGAGGCGCGCAAAUGGGGGCCACCGUUUCUGGAGCAAAGCGGCGAUGCGGCAUAUUUUCUGGCCCAAAAUCGCAACAAGCGUAGCGUGUGCAUUGACAUGAAGCGCGGCAAAGAGCUGAUGCAUCAGCUGGCCGGCAAGUGUGAUGUGCUGGUGGAGAACUAUGUGCCCGGCACACUGGAACGCUACGGCCUGGGCUAUGAGCAGCUGCGUCAAGUGAAUCCGCGACUGAUCUACUGCACCAUCAGUGGCUAUGGGUCUGUGGGCCCCUACGCCAAGCGGCCGGGCUAUGAUGUGAUAGCCUCCUCUAUGGGCGGGCUGCUGCACAUUACGGGCGAACGUGAUGGGCCGCCUAGCAAGGUGGGCGUGGCCGUUACAGAUGUGGCCACGGGCCUGUAUGCGCACGGCGCCAUUCUGGCCGCGCUGCUGCAACGGGAGCGCACCCAGCGCGGCCAAAAGAUUGAUGUGGAUCUGCUGUCCACGUGCUGUUCGCUGCUGAUCAACGUGGCCAGCAACUACUUGAAUGCCGGCACCGAGGCCCAGCGCUGGGGCACCGCCCACUCCAGCAUUGUGCCCUACCAGAGCUUCAAGACAGCCGACGGCUACCUGACCCUGGGCGCCGGCAGCGAUGCCCAGUUUGUGGAGCUAUGCCGCCGGCUGAACAUUGAGCCGGUGUCGCAGGAUGCCAAAUUCAAGACCAACAAGGAUCGCGUGCAGCAUCGUGAAGAGCUGGUCGCCCUGCUGGCCCAGAUACUGGCGCGUGACACCUCCAAGAACUGGAUGCAGCAAUUCGAGGGCGCCAGCUUUGUGGUGGGCCCCGUCAACAGCAUACGCGAGGUGUUCGAGGAUGAGCACAUCCAGGCCAUUGGGCUGGUCAAGAAGCUGCCACAUGCGCGCGACGGCAGCGUCAAGGUCGUCGGACCGCCGGUCGUCUACAGUGAAGCACGCAACGAUGCCCGCACCGCGCCCCCCAUGCUGGGCGAGCACACGGACGAGGUGCUGGCCAAGCUGCUGGGCUAUGGAGCCGAUCGGAUUGCCGCACUGCGCGAGCAGCGUAUCAUACAGUGAAAGAUGCUCUGGGAAUGUGAUCAUAUCAUAAAUAUAACGUACUUGUAUGCUCUAUCUAUUCAACGGUACUUCUCAUUUAACAUUGCUUCUCAUUUAACAUUGCUUCUCAUUUAACAUGACUUCUCAUUUAACAUUUAACAUUUCUGUUAUUAUCCCUGCUGCGUUUAUUAACGGUAUCAAAAGUUGUCUUUGGCUGUGUUUUAUCUUUCUGUUCACAAAACUUUAUGCAUUCAGUCCCGUUAGGCUAAGGUUUUUUUGAGAGAAACCUUAAUUGAUUUUAGGAAAAUCCUCGAAAGCUACGAGGCUUACAGUCAAUGCUCAUCUGAAGUUCUGCUCAUUCCGAAUAUUAAAUCUUCUUCUAUCCUAGUUUGACUACGUAAA
This is a messenger RNA of Drosophila virilis, 1855 nucleotides long. Its product is annotated as succinate--hydroxymethylglutarate CoA-transferase. Lineage: Eukaryota; Metazoa; Arthropoda; Insecta; Diptera; Drosophilidae. The record is from RefSeq and is a predicted model, not a curated record. Gene Ontology annotation, molecular function: catalytic activity.